Cyprinus carpio (common carp) is the source of this 874-nucleotide messenger RNA. RefSeq lists its product as uncharacterized. The record is from RefSeq and is a predicted model, not a curated record. Bases 38 to 874 code for a protein of 278 amino acids. NCBI's taxonomy places the organism in Eukaryota, Metazoa, Chordata, Actinopteri, Cypriniformes, Cyprinidae. The transcript is spliced from 3 exons.
AUGGUAUUUUUAGUGUUUUAUCAUUCAAAUUCUGAACAUGUUUUACACUGUAGAGACCAUCAAGAUCUUCUUUAUCAUAACGAUUAUAUUUUCUCUUUCAGUUGCUCCCAAUAUCUCCAGCUCUUGCAGCCGAAGCAGUGUAACGAAGUGUGUCUGUGAGGCUCAUGGGAAUCCCUGCCCUACACUAGAGUGGCGUCUGUCCGGACAUGAGCUCGCUAACUCUACAGAAACCUCCAUCAGUGAGGAGACGUUAGGAAGCACAGGAGUGAAGAGUGUCCUGACCAUCCAUCAGUCCCUCACAGACACGGACGUCCUGCAGUGUUUCAGCACAAACAAACUCGGCAGCGUCAGAGCCAGCCAACAGUUUCAGGCCGUCCCACCGCCACAAGACACACGUUUCCAUCCUCCGUCGUUGCUGCUCGGAGCUGCUGUCGGAGCCUCACUGAUGAUGAUCGCGUGCAUCCUGAUGCUCUGCUAUGAACGAAGAAGGAAAGAAAAACCUUCAGAAACCAGAGAAGACGACACAUCUGGAUUCAUUCUGACUCAAACAGUGAGUUAUUCAUUCUCAAAGACACCGAUUGCACCUGAAUCUCUUCAUUAUUCCUCCAUCGACUUCACAAACGCUGACCCGCCGUCAGGAGAGAUCAGGGGCCUCGCCUCACUGACCAGUGAAUACGCUGCGGUCCGACACUGUCCUGCAGAGAAAAACACCUCAACAUCUGAGACAGAGCCCAAAAAACCAGACACUACAGCAAAGAUCACGGACUCGUCCUCACCCGCAUCAGAAGACGUGGAUUUAAUUGAAAACACGGGCCAUCGCUACAGACAGAAGGAAGCGCUGGUCAGCGCAGAUGAUGCUGAAAAACAAGACUGA